CCGGGAGGCGGAGCGGAAGCUGAGUGCGAGGGACGAGCGGAGUAGGAUUUCGGCUGUCUGGGGACCAACCUCGUCCUGACUUCCAACCCCCGGCUUGUCUCCAUCUCGACCUGGAGGCUGCUGCGCGAGUGCGGAACGCAGCUGACACUCGCUAACCGGCUUUCGCCUCGCCGCCCCGGCUCAGGAGCCCAGUGGCGGCGGCGACCGUAACGAGAAGCUCACAGGCAAGCUCAGUUCUGUUCUACUUUGGGAGAGAGAGAAAGUCAAAUGCCCCUUUUUAACUCCUUCGGAGCUCAUCUCCUGGGUGACUGAGUUAACAGAGUGGAGGCAACGUUGCUGAAGAUGGAGAAUAUAAAAUAUUAAAGGAAACUUUUUUUCCUUUUUUCCUCAAAGUCUUGAUUGUUUGGUGGCUUGUCUGCAGUUACCACUUUUAAAUCAAAUCUGUUUGCCUCAUCAGAAAUGUUUUUUACAAUCUCAAGAAAAAAUAUGUCCCAGAAACUGAGUUUACUGUUGCUUGUAUUUGGACUCAUUUGGGGAUUGAUGUUACUGCACUAUACUUUUCAGCAACCAAGACAUCAAAGCAGUGUCAAGUUACGUGAACAAAUACUAGAUUUAAGCAAAAGAUAUGUUAAAGCUCUAGCAGAGGAAAAUAAGAACACGGUGGAUGUCGAGAAUGGUGCUUCUAUGGCAGGAUAUGCGGAUCUAAAAAGAACAAUUGCUGUCCUUUUGGAUGACAUUUUGCAACGCUUGGGAAAGCUGGAGAACAAAGUUGACUACAUUGUUGUGAAUGGCUCAGCGACCAACACUACCAAUGGUACUAGUGGGAAUUUGGUGCCAGUCACCACAAAUAAAAGGAUAAAUGUGUCAGGCAGCAUUAGAUAGCAGUUGAAGAUCACCUUGUGCUGCUACAUCCACUGUGGAUAAUAUCCUAUGGCAGAAAAGCUUUUUAAUCACUGGCUAGGAGAGAGUGAUAUUUUACAAUAAAAGCUCUACAUGUUUUCAAGGAGUAUGCAGGAUUCAUGGAACUCUUAUUCUGUAUAUACAAUUUUAAAAGUCAUUAGUUUGCUUUCAGGCAAGUCUCUUCAAUGCUGUACUAUAUCCUGAAAGGGAAUUUGUUAACAUGGUUGAUGUAGUAAGCAGGUAGGUGAUCUUUGUAUAAAUCUUUUGUGUUUGAGAUCAAGCUGAAGCAAAAGCACUGAAAGAUAUGGAUUCGUUUCUAUAAAAUAUUUAUUUAAGUAUAUAACAUGUAUUUCAGACAAGUGGAGAAUAUUGUUAUUGAAUCAUUUUGUCAUUUGUUCUCAAUAGAUGUAACUGGUAGACUAAGGCUAUUAGAAAAUGUGCCUACUUCCAGUACUAUAUUUUGUUACUGAGAUUAUGAACAGAGGAAGGAAGUAUAAUGUUGAAAAUAAUGUUUUGAAAUCAUGACCCAAAGAAUGUCUUCAUUUGCACUAUCCUUCAAAUCACUGAAGUUUGAUUAUUGUAUAUUUUUAAAAAAUUAAAUUUGUAAGAGUAUAAUCUUGAAAUGGGUAGCAGUCACUGUGCAUAACUUAUUAAACAUUGGGACAAUUUAAU
Cynocephalus volans (Philippine flying lemur) is the source of this 1572-nucleotide messenger RNA. RefSeq names its product coiled-coil domain containing 126 (gene CCDC126). The record is from RefSeq and is a predicted model, not a curated record. Lineage: Eukaryota; Metazoa; Chordata; Mammalia; Dermoptera; Cynocephalidae. Gene Ontology annotation, cellular component: membrane. The transcript is spliced from 4 exons. Bases 460 to 882 code for a protein of 140 amino acids.